AUGCGCGCCACAACGUAUCUCGCUGUGGCUCUUGCUGCCACUGCAGCAACCGCUCAGACAACGACAAGGCCGAUCGUCACUGUCUGGGUCACCGAAUGGACAACACAGACAUCUACUGUCACCAAUGUUCAAACCGUUUGGCGAACUGUCACCACAUGGGUCUCCGCACGCACAACAUCAACAGCGUCCUCUACCCGAUCCACGACGAGUCCACCUGUACUGCCUCCAACCACGCCGCCUCCUGCGCAGCCGACGCAGACGCUCUACGGCCAAUGUGGUGGAAACAACUACAGCGGGGCAACACGGUGCGUCGCAGGCUCGUCUUGUCGGGUGCUGAACGAGUGGUACCACCAGUGUCUUCCCUGA
Messenger RNA from Verticillium dahliae VdLs.17, 366 nucleotides. RefSeq lists its product as uncharacterized. Gene Ontology annotation, cellular component: extracellular region. The transcript has a single exon. The record is from RefSeq and is a predicted model, not a curated record. Gene Ontology annotation, biological process: carbohydrate metabolic process. Lineage: Eukaryota; Fungi; Ascomycota; Sordariomycetes; Glomerellales; Plectosphaerellaceae. Gene Ontology annotation, molecular function: cellulose binding. Bases 1 to 366 code for a protein of 121 amino acids.